AGGGAGUCGUGGGGUUUCAGGUAGCCUCCUCUCCUCCUCGGCGUCUGGGCCUCACUCCGGGCGUCGCGCUUCGUCUCCCCCAGACGCCGCCGCCUAGGGCUUCCUCCGCCGCCCUCCACCGCCUCCCUCGGGUCGCCGCCGUCCUCCACCUCCUCGUCGGGUCGCCGCCGUCCUCCACCUCCUCGUCGGGUCGCCGGCGCCCUUCACCGCCUCCCUCGGGUCGCCGCCACCUCCCUCGGGUCGCCCCCCCCCCCUCCGUCGCCUGGGCCUGCGCUGCCUUGUCUGCAACAGUGAGCAGCUUGUUCUCCGCGGCGGCGGCUUGGAGCGGAGCCGGAGGGAGAAGAUGGUGGCGGCGAUCAGGGUGCCCAAGACCAAGCGCGCCAGGCGGGAGCUCCUCAAGCACGCGCCCAAGCUCGUUGAGACCGGCAAAAAGACACUGAUCCUCCAUGGUACCAAGACUAGUGCUGUGUUGAACUCUGUGCUGUCAGAUAUUUACCACCUGAAGCGUGAUAAUGCUGUGAAGUUCACCAAGAAGAAUGACAACAUUAUGCCUUUUGAAAGUGGUGGAGAAUCUUCUUUGGAAUUUUUCUCCCUCAAGACAGACUGCAGCCUUAUAGUGUAUGGUUCUCAUUCAAAAAAGAGACCCAAUAAUCUGAUAUUGGGAAGGACGUAUGACCACCACAUAUAUGACCUUGUUGAAGUAGGAGUUGAGAACUACAAAUCGAUGGAGUCUUAUGUUUAUGAUAAGAAGCUGGCACCAAAACUUGGAUCAAAGCCUUUCUUUGCCUUCAUAGGAGAACAUUUUGAGAGCUCUGAAGAGCUGAAGCAUUUGAAAGAAGUGCUGCUUGAUCUUUUCAGAGGAGAGGUUGUAGAGAAUCUAAACCUUGCAGGUGUAGAUCGGAUCUAUGUGUGCACAGCAAUCUCUCCUACUACUGUCUACAUGAUGCACUGUGCUCUCCGCCUGAAAAGGUCAGGCACACCUAUUCCCAGAAUGGAGCUGGUUGAAGUUGGACCUUCAAUGGAUCUGGUAGUUAGAAGGCAUAGGCUUCCAGUUGAAAGUUUGAAGAAGGAAGCUAUGAAGACUGUUGAACAUGCUAAGAAGAUGAAGAAUGUCACCAAGGAUCCAGUGCAGGGCAAGCUGGGCAAGGUCUACAUGCCAGACCAGCAGGUUGGGAAGUUGGCCUUAUCGAGUGACAUAAAGGGACUGAAGAGGGAGCGCCGCGAGGCCAAGAAAAACAACAAGCACUCAAAGAAGCAAAAGGUCAACCCUGAGUAAAAAACAGGGAUUUGUUUUGUCUUGGGUACUGGUCACACUAAGGACUUUUGCUUGUUGUUCACAGCCGCUGUGUUAGCCAAGUGUAAGCCACUUGCUGUUACAUUGGGUGGUAAUCGUUUAGUGCCAUUUUUGUAGGCAAAAAACCUUGUGGUGACUUGCACAAUAUGCGCACCAACUCAUUAUGUCAGACAAGCAUGGAAGUUUUGAGCAAUGGUAUGUUACAGUUAUUAUUACAUUUGCUA
Panicum virgatum (switchgrass) is the source of this 1518-nucleotide messenger RNA. RefSeq names its product ribosome production factor 2 homolog. Gene Ontology annotation, cellular component: nucleolus. Bases 344 to 1276 code for a protein of 310 amino acids. Gene Ontology annotation, biological process: ribosomal large subunit assembly; maturation of LSU-rRNA from tricistronic rRNA transcript (SSU-rRNA, 5.8S rRNA, LSU-rRNA). The record is from RefSeq and is a predicted model, not a curated record. The transcript has 7 exons. Lineage: Eukaryota; Viridiplantae; Streptophyta; Magnoliopsida; Poales; Poaceae. Gene Ontology annotation, molecular function: rRNA binding.